This is a messenger RNA of Calidris pugnax (ruff), 5366 nucleotides long. It is a transcript of the gene SLC35G1, whose product is annotated as solute carrier family 35 member G1. The transcript has 3 exons. NCBI's taxonomy places the organism in Eukaryota, Metazoa, Chordata, Aves, Charadriiformes, Scolopacidae. The coding region runs from base 1 to 1023 and encodes 340 amino acids. Gene Ontology annotation, biological process: regulation of cytosolic calcium ion concentration; calcium ion export across plasma membrane. Gene Ontology annotation, cellular component: plasma membrane; endoplasmic reticulum membrane. The record is from RefSeq and is a predicted model, not a curated record.
AUGGAGGCGGCGGGCGCCGAAGAGCGCCGCGUUUGCGGCUGCUGCUCGGGCUCGUCCUGGCCGCGCUGCUGCAAGGCACCCGGAACAAAGAAGAAAGCUGCAUGUCCAGGACUCGGCCUGUUUUAUACCGUACUGUCUGCCUUCCUUUUCUCAGUGGCCUCUUUAUUUCUUAAAAAAAUAGAAGAUGUACAUUCGGUGGAAGUGAGUGCAUUUCGAUGUGUUUUCCAAAUGGCAUUCGUUCUUCCUGGUUUAAUAUACUACAAAACAGGGUUUUUGGGACCAAAAGGUAAAAGAAUUUUUCUUUUCUUCCGAGGAUUUCUUGGCUCUAGCGCAAUGAUUCUGCUCUACUACGCUUUCCAAGUCAUGCCACUGGCCGAUGCCACUGUUAUAACUUUUAGCAGCCCCGUUUUCACAUCCUUGCUGGCGUGGAUCUUUCUCAAAGAGAAAUACAGUCUUUGGGAUCUCCUGUUCACCCUCUUCGCAAUCGUGGGAGUGGUUCUCAUUGCCAGGCCACCCUUUCUCUUUGGGUCGAGUGUUACGGGGAUCGAAGGCAAUUACACCAAUCACCUCAAAGGAACUAUAGCAGCAAUUACAAGCACAGUAUCUGCAGCUUCCACUAUUGUUAUUCUAAGGAAGGUGGGGAAAUCUGUGCAUUACUUCUUGUCAAUUUGGUAUUACGCAGUCAUUGGUUUAAUUGGGUGUGUUAUAGCAUUGUUUGUUAUGAAUGAAUGGCGCUUGCCAUAUUGUGGUAAAGACAGGGUUUUCCUAAUAUUGAUAGGCUUGUUGGGGUUAGGGGGUCAGAUAUUUCUCACCAAAGCAUUGCAGAUAGAGAAGGCUGGACCUGUGGCCAUAAUGAAAACAAUGGAUGUGGUCUUUGCUUUUAUUUUACAAAUUCUUUUUCUCAAUCAUCUCCCGACUUGGUGGACUGUGGGUGGUGCCCUUUGUGUAGUGGCCAGUAGUUCUGGAACUGCCAUUCGUAAGUGGCGACAAAGCUUGAAAAAAGCAAAGCAAAAUGAAAUCUAACAAUGCAGACACUAAUUCUUUACAGAAAUGAGCACUCUUGAAAUAUAUAUACAAUAUUUAUUUUUAUUUAUUUGAAAUAUCUCAUUAACCAAAUUGUAGUACCAAGUUGUAUCCAAUAAAAUAAGUUGAUUUUUUUUAGAAAACAAAAUCAAAAAUGUUUUAACAGUUGAUGAGGUAUUUGGUUUUCUUUUUCACAUCUGGGCAUGCAAGUAUGAGAGGUAGAAAGAUAUUUAAAAGUUGCUUGCUUUCUAUCAAAGGUGGACAAUAGUUCUUUGGCUUUUGUUUUCCUAAAAUUCCUGAUUCUUUCAGACCCUUUCUCUAUUCUUCUGAGCUGUGGAAAUCAGUCUUCCAGGCUUAUUUAAUGCUGUUCUGUGCUUGAUUACCAGAGGGAUUGCAGUACAGAAGUUAGAAGGGAAUGAAGAGUUAUAAUCCUAUAAACAUCCAACUUUUAUAGGACGGAAUAAGCUUGCACAUGUACAAGCUUUCUAAUUUUUUUGUGUGUGUGUGCACAAAACAGAUGCCAAAUGGGGAAUUAUUUUUAAUUGGAAUUCUAAAAGAACAAAGGCUAUUUCAUCUUCCCAAGUAAUAUCAAGAGAAAAUUAACAUGUGAAAAUUAUUUAUCAGCUUUGCUUUCUUUUAAGAGGAAUUUUAAAUGUUUGCACUUGCUUUACAGACAUAAUGAAAUGUCCUCAUCCCUUUUUCUUGAUGUGUUUUUCCCAAUAAACAUGUCUUUAGUUGCUGCAAUCUCAGUGAUGAGAGACAAUAGUUCAAUACCACUCAUAAAUCAGCUGUUUCUUGUGGUAUGGAAUGUUAUGCUGUAGCUGCACUUUCUUUAUUCUAUGCAAAAGAUUAUAUUUUUUAGGUAUUCAAUAUAGGUUAUUUUAAAUGCUGCUUAUGACUCUUUUGUUUAGAUUCUUUUGUGCAAAAGCUCUUUAUGAGACCAAGUUUAAGUCAUCUUGGCCCUCAUGAAGUUAGGAGGAUUUACAAUAAAGCAUUUGCCAGUUUCCUGAGAACUUCCCGGAGCGCAGAGUAGUUGGUUUCACAGCAGAUGCAGGUGAUGAUAGCAACAAACACUAAGCAAAAAAGGUUUGUGUUGUUGAUCCUAGUGUCCUUCAUGUUUGAGGAGGAAUAUCUGUUUAGUGUCAGGGAGGGGGAUUUUCCCGAGUGGUGUCUCGUGCUUCUGGGGCUUGUCUUGGUAGCCAUUAAAGACAAUUUUAACUUGGAUCUUUAUUUAGUCCAAAGGCUGUUUUCAGCUGUUUACUUUGGUGUUUUUCUAAAGCGGAAUACUGUGUUCUGCAGGCUUGAUACAUGUGGGGUUUUUUCCAAAAUUACUAGAGGUGGCGGAUGUUUUCUUAUUUUGGUGUACAGAUGCCACUUCACAUCUUUUUUUUUCUGCCAGUGAGCUCUGCAGCUGGGCAGGUCCAGGAGGUGAGUCCUGCAGGACUGGGGUGGGUAUUGUAUGCUGGGUGUCCGUGGGUGUGAGGAGCCACCUCCAUGCAGGAUCUGUCCCUAAACCAGCACCCUCCAUCUGUCCAUGUGGUCACGAGCAGGUUCCCUGGGGUGAGAGCUCCAAGCAGGAACUGGUCCUGUCCCUUUUCUGCUGCUCCUUCAGGCUGGAGUUUAGCUACUGCUGACAGGGCCAGGAGUAGCAUGAAACUGCUUUCACGUUCUUCAAAGCUUGAUAGAAUAAUGAAAUCCCAGUUUAGCACCCGUUUUGCUUAGUACUCGGAAUUGUGAACUGGGAUUGUUCGUUCUGCUGUUCAACUGCCACUGCCAUUGAGCAAGAGUUUUCAGGGGAGGGAGGGAAAACAGGCUGCAUUUUUUACUGCUUCACUUCACGUUUAAUAUGCGUGUGUUUGAAUUGACGCUAUAGGGUGGGGUUCAGAGCAGUUUGGGUUGAUGCAAACUGGGGUUGUCGGCCAGUCCCGCUGCCUCCUGUGGCUCCUGCGGUUCCGUGCUGAGCUGGCCCCGAGGCUCCUCCAGCUACAGAGCUUCUUGGUGAGGUGUUGGAGGGGGCAAAGCAGAGUGGCCUGGACCUGAGGACAGUGUGAAAACAUUUGGAAGGGGGAAAAAAUAAGAUAGCAGUUGAAAUUAUAGCGUAUGAAUGCUGCUUUGUCAGUACAGAGUACAAAUAAUGUGAAAGCUUACAUUGGAAAAAUUUUUAGGUCAUGUGAUUUCAACCAGUCUUGUUGACACUGAGCAGAGAACAGACUCCUGAGGAAAGGACUCUUUUCUUGCCUGUAAUACAUAAGCAAGUGUAGAAAAUAAGCUGACCAGAAAUCAAUAACCUGAUACAGUGAUUGGUAACUUUUCUCUCGAGUUCUUGCAGAAACCCUUUUGAUGUAUUUCCACACCCGUGGCGCCAAAACCCACAGAUGAUUGUUUUCUUUCCUUGUCCAAACCUAUAGGGUUUCCCUAUGGCUCCAUCUCAUUAUUUCCUUUUGCUGUUCCUAAACCUUUCUUAAGUUGCUAAAGUAAUAAUCUAAGCAAGAUACUAUGUAGGAGAACAUUGUAUUUCUUGGAACACUGUUGUGAUUUUGAUCCAUCUUUUAGAGAAUCAUUUAACUGCUGUGAGAACGAAGGACUUGAGUAGGGCUUCUCUAGAGGCACAAGCAGCCAGCUUAUAUAAAGAGCAUUUCUAGAUGUAUUUGGGAAUGGAAGACGUUUAAGCUUUAAGUUUUUUCAACAACCUCAGUUUUUACAUUUUUCUUCCUCUCAGAUGUAGUUUAAACCCCAAAAUUUUAGUUGGAAGCUUUGAAGAGAACGAAAUUAUACAAAAGUAUGGAUACCCUAAAAUGUUGGGGUUUUUUUAAAUUGAAAAUAUUUCUACCAUUCCUGUUAAAAUGGUCAAACUUCUUUUUAAUCUUCCAGAGUUUAACAGUUUGACAAUCUGAAAUGAAACUGGCUGAGCCUUGAUUCUUUUGGAUUCCAAUUUUUCCUUUUUUUUUUCUCUUCUGUCCUUGGACAGAUUUUUACUUUCAAAAUCUUUUUUAGCUUUUAAAGUUUUAAUACAGCAAGCUUCUCAGGGUCAAAUGUUAUUUUUCUGAGCUUUGAGACAGAAUAUAUUAUUAAUGUUCAUCACCUGUAGUGUCCUGUUGUGGUCCUUACAGUAUUUUUAAGAUAAAUGUACUUUUCUAAUAAAAAUCCCUCCCUCUGUAAUAUGAUGGGAUGUUGUUGCAUUGCGAUUGCUGUGCUAUAAAGUUAAGUUUCUCCUGAAUUUCAACGUACUAAUUCAAUGUACUGAUUUCAGUGGGUCCUGAACAGAAGGAGUAAUAAUUAAUUAUUGGUUGUUUUGCACAUAAACACAGGGCAGAAAGACCUCGUUGUUGCUGAGGCACCACAGGUGUGUUUCUGGUGUUCUGUACUAUGCAAACUCUGUAAUAUCUGUGGUCUUCAGUGGGACUUUAUUGCCUCAAAGCCUUAUGUACCCAGCUCCUCCCUAAAGCCUGUGGCUGACAAAGCUACCUACUGUCACUGUGCAGCCACCCGUUUCUUUUGGGUUUAGUUGGUUGUCAAAGUGUGCUCUAAAAGCUCUCUAAAUGCAUCUACACUCAGAAUUUGACAAGCUCGUGUGUAGACGAGGACAGUCUAUGUGAUUAAAAUGGAUUUCCUGCAUUUGUCUAACACCAGGCAUGAACUAACCUCAGCAUAACUAAGUGAAAUAACUAGUUCAACGUCUCAUUUUUCUUCUGAAACCUGAAACUGGGCUCUUUCCCAAUGCCAAAAACUGUUAUAAGACUGCUCAUCCAGUAGCUGGUAAUGACAAGAUCGCUUUUGGUCGUUGUUUAGCAUAAACACUUUGCCCUCCGCAGCGUUUUCUCCUCCUUGAGCUUUUGUUGGAGAGCAGUCUGUUGGGAGAAAGCUGAUUUCUGGUGGCAGUGAUUCCCUGGCUGAGCAGCAGUAGUGAAGCAGAGGAGUCUGUUUCCCAGCUCUCUGCCCACAGCAACCAGGGUGGCACCAGUCCCAGGAGGGCGGCAGAGCAGGGUCUGUGUCCCCGCCUGGGGUCAGGCCGUUCUGUGCUGGUAACGGCCCAUCCAUCCAAAGAAAAGUUGUGGCUUUAUGUUCCUGCGGACACAGGGAACUUCAGGGUGGAACGUCCACGGACCUCUAUGGUGAUAACCCUUCUGUCUAUCAGAAUGAGUUGGUUCCUAUGUUCUGUGAGUUAGUGUUUGACAAAAAGGGGUUAAAAAUACCCUCAGCAUUAAUGAGAAGAUUUUUACUAUGUCCUAUAUAUUGUUAAAGAUAUGUUGAAUUAUAUGUUUUGUAGAAGUUGCUGGCUUUGUUAUGUAGUAGUAUAUUUUUAUAGAUGAUUCUUAUAUAUUGAAAUGUUAAGAAUAUUUUCA